GAUCCGUAUCAUGGCUGCUGCUCCGGGUUUUUGCCGCAGCCGCCUCCAGCGCUCCGGCUCCAGCCGUGUUCCGCCGCCCGCCGUUGCUUUACCGCUGCCGUCUGAGGGCGGAGGCUCCGGCUCCGGGCCGGCGGGCGGGGAUCCGGUGCCGGGUUUUGGCCGGGACCGUCCGGGGAAGUUGCCGAAGUUGGGCAGCGAGCGCUGGGUCGCGGCGCGUCCUUCCUGCGGCCCGGCCGGUGCAUGAUGGAAGCAGCAUGGCCGCCCACCUCUCCCUGACACAGCUGUCAAGUGCAAAUCCUGUGUAUGAGAAGUUCUAUCGACAGGUUGAUUCUGCUAAUACUGGAAGAGUGUUAGCUUCUGAUGCAGCUGUUUUCUUGAAGAAAUCUGGAUUGACAGACUUGGUACUUGGAAAGAUUUGGGACUUAGCUGAUACUGAUAGCAAAGGAAUCUUGAACAAACAGGAGUUUUUUAUAGCUUUACGACUUGUAGCAUGUGCACAGAAUGGAUUGGAUGUUUCCCUGAGUAGUCUCAAUUUGCCUGUUCCUCCACCAAGAUUUACUGAUACUAGUAGUCCUUUGCUGCUCAGUGGAACAGCAUCAAGUGAUAUACCAUGGGCUGUUAAGCUGGAAGACAAGGCCAAGUAUGAUGCUAUUUUUGACAGCCUAAAUCCUGUUAAUGGACUACUGUCAGGAGAUAAAGUGAAACCUGUACUCCUCAACUCAAAACUGCCAGUGGAUAUCUUAGGACGAGUGUGGGAAUUGAGUGAUAUUGACCGAGAUGGAAUGUUGGAUCGUGAUGAAUUUGCAGUUGCCAUGUUCUUGGUGUACUGCGCUUUGGAGAAAGAGCCAGUGCCAAUGUCCUUGCCUGCAGCUUUGGUGCCACUAUCCAAGAGAAAACCUAUUAGUGUUCCAGGAGCAAUGCCAUUAAUUCCUUCUUCAGCAUCUUCCAAAGAUUCUCAUCAGUCCUUGCCACCUGUAGGCAUUUUAGCUGCCAAAACACCAUUAACACAGUGGGUUGUAUCGCCUGCAGACAAAAUUAAGUAUGAUGAGAUCUUUAUGAAAACUGACAAGGACAUGGAUGGAUUUGUGUCAGGUGUGGAAGCCAGAGAACUAUUCUUGAAGACAGGACUGCCUUCUGCUCUGCUUGCACAUAUCUGGGCUCUGUGCGACACAAAGGACUGUGGGAAGCUUUCCAAGGAACAGUUUGCUUUGGCUUUCUACUUAAUUAAUCAGAAAUUAACAAAGGGCAUAGAUCCACCUCAAGCUCUGACUCCAGAGAUGAUUCCACCUUCAGACAGGAGUGUCACAUUACAGAAGAGUGUUCAAGGACUGAAUUCUGUAGCAGAUUUUUCUGCAAUUAAAGAGCUUGAUACAUUGAACAAUGAAAUAGUAGACCUGCAGAGGGAAAAGAAUAAUGUAGAGCAAGACCUGAAGGAGAAAGAAGAUACCAUCAAACAGAGGACGAGUGAGGUGCAGGAUCUACAAGAUGAAGUAAAACGGGAGAGCAGUAAUCUGCAGAAACUGCAAGCUCAGAAACAGGAAGCGCAGGAAAUCCUUAAUGAUCUUGAUGAGCAGAAGGCCAAGUUGGAAGAGCAACUUAAUGAUAUCAGGCAGAAAUGUGCAGAGGAGGCCCACUUGAUUGCCAUGCUGAAAGCUGAAAUAACAAGCCAGGAGUCAAAGAUCUCAGCAUAUGAAGAUGAACUGACCAAAGCUCAAGAGGAGCUGAGUCGUCUGCAGCAAGAAACUGCAGAGCUUGAGCAUUGCAUAGAGUCUGGGAAAGCACAGCUGGGACCUCUUCAGCAACAUCUGCAAGAUUCACAACAGGAAAUCAGUUCGGUGCAGACAAAACUUCUUGAGCUGAAAGAACUGGAAAGUAACCAAUUUAGUUGGCACUCUCAGCCACAGACUGUACUUGUUAACGGAACUACAGAUCAUUCUAGUCUUAGCAACAGCAGCAGUGAAACUGCUAACCUUAAUGAGAAUGCUGAAAGGGAAAGCAUAGCUGAAGAUGAACAAAUAAACAAUGUAUCCCCAACAAGAAAUAGUCCUGAAACAACAGCUGCUGCUGCAGAAGAAGACAAAGAGACUCCAUCUGCAACUGUUACGAGAAAAGAGGAUCCAUUUGAUGCUGAAUCUCAUCCGUUGCCUGAUAUAGUUUCUGAAACAAGUUUAGAGUUCUUCCAGUCUGACCCUUUUGUUGGCAGUGAUCCCUUCAAAGAUGACCCUUUUGGGAAAAUUGAUCCCUUUGGUGGUGAUCCCUUCAAAGGCUCAGAUCCUUUUGCAGCUGACUGUUUUUUCAAACAGUCCUCCACUGAUCCUUUUGUGACUGCAGGCACUGAUCCAUUUAGUGCAGCAAGCAACAAUAAUAACAGCACAACAGAGAUACCGAAGAAAAAUGAUCCUUUUGCCCCUGGUGGAACAACUGUUACUGCAUCAGAUGAUUUAGCUACAGACCCCUUUGCCUCUCUGUUUGGAAAUGAAUCCUUUGGAAGUGGCUUUGCUGACUUCAGCACGCUGUCAAAGGCCAACAAUGAGGAUCCCUUUGGCUCUUCCACAUCAGGCUCCGUCAAAAAUGUGGUCAUAACUAAAAACUCCUUUGAAGAGCCACCAGCCAAAAAUGAGGAUGUCCCUCCUGCACUGCCCCCUAAAACUGGAACUCCCACAAGGCCCUGUCCACCACCUCCUGAAAUUCCCAAAGAACAAGAAGCAGAUCUAUUCUGUGAUCCAUUUGCUCCCACCAGCAUCGGUAAAGAGGCUGACCCCAACAAUUUUGCAAACUUCAGUACUUAUUCUACUGAGGAAGACAUGAUUGAAUGGGCUAAGAGGGAAAGCGAGAGAGAAGAGAAAGAAAGAUUGGCAAGACUAAAACAGCAAGAGCAAGAAGACUUGGAACUGGCUAUUGCACUCAGUAAAUCUGAAAUAUCAGAAGCAUGAAGUUUAGAAUAAGAUGUUGUCAUAUGUCAACUGUUUUGUCCCUUUUCCUGAAUACCUAACCUAUUUAAAUGUUAAUCAGAAGAUUACAUAUAUACACAAAAAUUAAGAAAGGAUUUAAACUUUUGAAAGUGGUGUGUUCCUGCUAAAUUCAGUCCUUUUGGUUAUUUUUAUUGUUUGAAUAACUUAAUUCUAGCAUUCAGUUUCUCUCAAGUUUUCAGGAAAAUAAGGAGCAUUUCCCAGAUGUAAGCAAAUCAGUUUGAAAAUGCAGAAAAUGAGACAUUAGUUUGACUGUAAUCCGUCAGCAGUUGGUAAUUGAACACAAAGCGAACACAGCAAUUAUUCUGCCAUGGCUGAUUGUCUCCCAUCAAGCAGUUAGUCAUUUGAAAUCUCUUCUAGAAAGAUUUUAGUAAUGCCAGAGUUGUGGAGUGCUUUAUUUUAUAUGGAUGCAUAUUGAUUUAUUUUUUUUUCUCUUCAUUGAAGAUUCUGUUACAAUCUUCAUGGAAUCCAAGUCAAAAAGAGUGUGUCUUACAGAAACCUUUAAUGCUUUUCUUGCAUGGUCGUAGGUUUUAAGACCAGUUACUUUGUUUUAUAAAGCAAUUAAAUGGAAGAUUUGUGUGCAUUUGCUGUUGGCCAAGAUGACUGUCAGAUAACAAGGCCCCGCUGCUCUUUGAGCCGGUUUUGCUUGUGAAAUAUGCAGAUAAGUAAUUGGCAAGAUUGCUUGCCCGUUCACUGGCAAGAUAGUAAGUUGAAAAUGAAACGAGAUUGAGAAUAGAAAGAAAACGUCUGAUUAUCUUUUUCAUUAUUUUUUUAAAGGUUGCUUUUUUCCUAUAUGUGUAAUUUAUUGAAUGCCAACAGAUAGUUGCACCUUAAACUGCUUUAUUUUUUUUUUAAUGGUCACUGAGUGGGAUUGAUAUGAUUUUAAUGAAAAUAACUUAAUGAAAGUAACUUAUUGUUCACUUUGAAAGAACUCCAUUCUGGAGAAUUGGUUUAAUUAAAAUAAUUCCAAAAAUAAUCUUUUGCCCUAUCUAAGAAAAAUGGAUGGCAGCAGCAUAAGCAUCAAGAGAUUUUUAUUUCUUUCUUGCACUUUUAACUUGUGGUGUUUCUGUUGAGGAAAUGGAAAAGUUUCAACACACAGCACUGGGAGGAGGAGUUGGACCCAGCCAUGCUUCAAUACACUUAACCUCUUCCUAUUAUCUGCCAAUGCUGCUGUUGAAAGAGUUUGAUAGUUUUCAGUUUAUCAGGAAAAUGGGGAACCGGACUGCGAUGUUUUUUCUUUUGCACUGGGAAAUGAGCAUUUAAACACCUGCUCAAAAAAGGUAACUCAAAUUUUUGCAAGGAUUAAAUAGUUAAAACUUAUCUAUACAUCUCUGUAAUGAGUGUACACUAAUCUUGCAAAUCAUGCUUAACUGGAUUACAUAGUUUCUUAUCUUUUGUUAAAAAAUGUAUACUCAGUGGACCAACACAAUAUUAUUAUGUAUAUAUUAUAUAUAUAUUCUUGCUUUCCUUUAUGGAAUUUAAAAGUUUUGAGUCAUUUGAUGUUACAUUUCAUGUUACUGACUCUGACUAUAGUACUUUUACUCAGACUACCAACAAACCACUGCUGUGAGCUAAAUGGCAUUACUUAUGAAGUUUUAACUUUUUUUAAAAAAAGAAACUUGUUCAGGUGGGAUUAGCCUCUAUUUAUAGACUUCCCUUUUGUUUAAAAAUUCUAACAAUAGCCUGUAAUUAUGAAGAAAUAAAGUUUAAGUACAGAA
Tympanuchus pallidicinctus (lesser prairie-chicken) is the source of this 4687-nucleotide messenger RNA. It is a transcript of the gene EPS15, whose product is annotated as epidermal growth factor receptor pathway substrate 15. The transcript has 25 exons. Gene Ontology annotation, biological process: endosomal transport; endocytosis. The coding region runs from base 255 to 2933 and encodes 892 amino acids. Gene Ontology annotation, molecular function: calcium ion binding; cadherin binding. NCBI's taxonomy places the organism in Eukaryota, Metazoa, Chordata, Aves, Galliformes, Phasianidae. Gene Ontology annotation, cellular component: plasma membrane; cytoplasm; clathrin coat of coated pit. The record is from RefSeq and is a predicted model, not a curated record.